This is a messenger RNA of Corticium candelabrum, 809 nucleotides long. RefSeq lists its product as uncharacterized. The record is from RefSeq and is a predicted model, not a curated record. The transcript has 4 exons. Lineage: Eukaryota; Metazoa; Porifera; Homoscleromorpha; Homosclerophorida; Plakinidae. The coding region runs from base 242 to 706 and encodes 154 amino acids.
CUGGCUCGAGUGAAGAAUUCAUCAACUCCUUGUCUGCAGAACGAACUAUUGUGCUAGACGACUUUCUACGAUUACAACGAUACCACAGACAAUCUGACAACAAAUUAUGUCCUGGUUUCCUUUAUCCGGGAUAAUAACGUAGAGCAUGCGCAAAAGUAAGUCCUCUACCGUUCUCAUUUGGUGAAAUUUCCUAAUUUCGUUGAGCCGUUUUGCAAGUUAGAAUUGUUGUUGGACAUUGGAAAUGCCUGCACGUAAAGUAAUAGACAAACACAAACAACUCUAUGAUGCGGUGGGGAAAGAUGAGGUGGAGACUAAAAGAGGAGCAGACGUUAAUACACGUGAUGGGAUAUGGGAUUGGACUGUUGUGAUGCAAGCUUGUCAUGAUAAUAUCAAGGAGAUGGUUAAGCUGCUACUAAUUGCAUCAGACGUGAAUGAGACUGACUUGGUGCUCUGCAUGGCGGGGAAGGAGAGCCAUUUGAGCAGUUUACGUUUGUCGGUGACAAAGGCAAUCUGCACACAUGAUUUCGUUUGUAGGAUUUUUGUGGGAUAUCGUACAUUUCAAGUUGAUCGUGAUUGGAUAGGAGGAAUGAACUGUUCUAGGUUCAUGUUUUUAUUAUUCUUGUAUUGUCGUCUAUUAGCAGUGUACGUGAAGUUUUCAACACUAGAAUGUGUUCAGUGUAGAGCAGGAGCAUGUCACAAGGUUUAGUAGUUGGGUUGCAUGACUGACUGUAUGGUGGUGUCUAGCUAUUGCCGUUGUGACGAGCAUUGCAAUGAAUCCGAAUUUUAGGAUGAAAAUUAUAUAGAAACGC